ACUGCAGUGAAUUACCAGUUGGAAGUACCAAUGGAGUAUAUAUAAUCUAUCCUGUCAGUGGAUUAGAAGUGAACGUAUAUUGUGAGAUGGAAUCUGACUGUCAUGGAUGGACGGUGGUUCAACGACGACUUGAUGGAAGCACAGACUUUAAUGUUGGAUGGGCAAAUUACAAGGCAGGAUUUGGUGAUCUCAGCAGGGAAUACUGGAUAGGAAACGACAACCUCCACGUUAUAUCGUCUUCAAAGGAUUACCUGCUGAGAUUUGAUCUGGAGGAUUUUGAUGGCCAUACAUCAUAUGCUGAGUACUCGACAUUUAGAAUAAGAAAUGAGGCAUCUAGAUAUAUACUAUCCAUUGGUGGAUACAGUGGCACUGCUGGUGAUUCCAUGGUUGGUUUCUAUAGCCUGGAUGGUUUUCCUUUUACAACUAAGGAUAAAGACAAUGAUGGUAGUUCAUCAAACUGCGCCGACAGCACCAGAAAGGGAGCAUGGUGGUUCCGAGACUGCGCACGCGUCAAUCCGAACGGACUUUAUAAGCCACCCGGAAGUAACGGAGCUGAUUGCAUCUACUGGAGAGAAUGGCAGGACUUUGCUGCAUUGAAGGCAGUGACAAUAAAGAUACGACCACUUUCUACGAAUUUGUAAAUGAUGACCAAUGUUACAUUAAACAUUCCUGAUAACUCUUGUGUCACAACUAUAUGCAUCUGCGUACUGUUUUGACCAUGCUCGUUCUUAAGAAUAAAAGAGGGAGCAAGAUAUACUCAGAUAUGAUUGUGUGUUUAUUUUGAAAAAAAACGAAGUGUGUUUUUUUUUAUUAUUAAAUAUGAUAUUGCUGACAUACAAUACAAGUACAAUAUAUA
Molecule: messenger RNA, 856 nt
Organism: Mytilus trossulus (common blue mussel)
Lineage: Eukaryota; Metazoa; Mollusca; Bivalvia; Mytilida; Mytilidae
Product: fibrinogen-like protein 1
Exons: 4
Coding region: 87-641 (184 amino acids)
Source: RefSeq, a predicted model, not a curated record